UGUUAUUUAGAACCCAUGCUUGGUGUGUCAUACUGACUGAACGUGUGUGAGGGAGCGUGUGUUUUGACGUUUGCCAACACUAGAAAAAAACUAAACGGGCUGAAGAAAAUUACAAUCGCAGGACACAAUUUUACCGCAAUGGAAACGGAGACGAAAGCCAGUGGCGAUGAGAAACAGCAGGAAAAGUCCCUGGCCGAGCCAAUGGAUACGUUGGAUCCACCGCCGCCCACCGCCAGCUCAAAGACCCUGAAACGUUGCCUCAGUGUGCCCAUCAUAAGGACACCACCCGGAUCCAAGUCCGGUAAAACACCGAUGACCACACGGGCGGCAGCAGCUGCUGCAGCGGCGGCCAAGGAGCACGAGCAGACCCCGAAGAAGAACCAACAACAGCAGCAGCCACAAUCUACAGAAUAUUCCCAGUUCUUCGGGAAGAAUAUACACAUAAGAUCGCAACCAAACUCCAGGGAGGUCUCUCCAGCUCCGGUUUUUAAUAUUUUUACACCGCGAGCUCGUCGGUAUUCGGCCAGUUACAGUCCUCUGACCACCGGCGCCAAUGGAGCCACUCUGUGCUUGACCCCACGGGUCUCCCAGCUCAGGCAGGAGGAGUGCGCCGACUUGAACAGUCGCGAGGUGAAUCACGAGCGGGAGGUGCACCGGGAAAUUCAAAUAUCACAGAGUUGGGAGGACCUAACACUGGUGGCCGAGAACUGGUCCUGCAAAUCGGAUGAGUUCUCGAAUCCCCUGCAAGUCACCCUGCCCCCCACUGGCAGUACUAGCUGCUCCAGUCCAAGCCCGACCAGCAAUCGGGCAGGAAUGAGACUGCCCUACUCGCCUUCGCCAACGCGGCGUACCUUCGCCACCCGGAGAUCCAUGUCGCCAAUACCCAUGAGACCAUCACAACUGGGUCCGGUGAAAAGAAAGUUCGAGCUGGACGACAAUCCUGCCCAGGGCAGCAAUUGGAGUGUGUACUCGCCGCCGCCGCUGAAAAAGAUUUUCACGGAAAGCCGUGGUUCCUCGCCCGUUUGCCAAUCGCCCUCGUCGGUGUGCCCCAGCCCGGAUUCCGGAACCUAUGAUGGACGCAUCACACCCAAACUGUUCAUCUCGAAGCUCUGCACCAACAAUGCUGUGAGUGGAUCCGGCAGUGGUGGCACCAACAACAACAGCAGCAGCUCCGGCUGCCCCUCACCAGUCUCCGCUUCACCUGGGGGAGUCGGUAGUGGCCCCAAUCUGGAGGCAGCCAUGUGCCUCGUUUCGGGUGGGAGUCAGAGCCAGAGCAUCGACGAAGGCAUCUCCAUACCCGAAUCGGAGAUCAACUCAUCCUCCUGCCGUAGCCGCACCUCCUCCAUCGUAUCCACCGCAUCCUCCAACGCUCAGGUGCUGGCCAAUGACCUGGCCGAUGACGCCACACUGAUGGACGAUGCCAAGAGCGAGACGUCAUCGAUCGGUGGCUGUUCCACCAUCAGCAUAGAGUCCUCAUCCUGCGACAGUGGUGCCAAGACGGCCGCUACCUUUCUCAAUCGGCUGGUGGUGGACUCGGAUGGCGGUGGGUCGCCCUUAGCCCAGAAGAGCUUCUACAUCAACAAACAGGGAUUAUCGGGGGCCAAGAAGUUCAUCGUCAAUCACGAGAGAACGGGGUCCUCCAGCAAGGAUGUUCAACAAAAGCUUUAAGGUCCUUCAAUUAGCUAAGGGUUCGAUUUUUUUUUUAAAUUUACAAUUAGAGGUUUAUCUUGGGCGUAAAGAUUGAAUCGUUGGAUUGUUUUAAAAAUUUUAUUCAGUGAUUAUUCAAAAAUGGUCAUAUUUUUCCUGUACAUACAUUUAUUUUUUUUUUCAUUUACAAUUUUUUUUCUUUUUUACGAUUUAAAGUCAAUUAUAAAGUAUAGUUCAAUAUUUUAAGCUUAAAAAACGUAUUAUUUUUUCUCUACAUAUGUUUUUCUUAACAAUUUUACUCUUUAUUUUAUUUUAAGAUCUAAAAAAGAGUAAUUUUUAACCGAUCGUAUCCAAAGAUAAUUUUUUUAAGAUAGUCCUACGAUUAAUAUUGACUUCCUUGGUACAAUUAUCCUGAAAAAUCGAACCCGAUUAUAUAGAAACGCUUCAGUUGGGGUCUCUAUAUUUCCCUGAUUUGCUAAAUAUUAGUUAGUAGCUUCUUUGUAAAUAGUUAAUUAGUUUGUGUGGAGUUCUGAACCAUCUGCAUAUCAUCAAAUCACAAAACACUCACCCUCAGAAACUUGUUUUUAAUAUGUUAGUUUAAGCCUAUAUCCCGAUCCUUAUGUUAUGAUAUGUUCUUCAUUUCCAAUGUUUCGAAUUAACCCAAUAACUAAUAUAUGGUUCAUUUAGUUUCGUUAGUAGAUUUUAGCUACCAAGAACCCGAUUUUGCCAAAUAUGUUUCCUCCUUUAUAUAUAAAUAAUAUAUAAACAUAUAUACAUUUAUGUAAUUGAUCAUUAUAUUGUCUAUAAUGAGAUCCAAUAAUUGCGGCGAUAUCUGCUUAUAUGCCGAUCCAACAGACGAUAUAUAUAGACACACACACAAUAUGUAUAUUAUAGGCUUACAGUUUGAUUCUAAUUACUAUAAGUGAGUUUCAGGAAAUGUUAUACUUAGAAUUGAUCCAAACCGCAAGAAUUGCCUAUUAAAUAUUUUUUUUUCAAUA
Molecule: messenger RNA, 2645 nt
Organism: Drosophila ananassae
Lineage: Eukaryota; Metazoa; Arthropoda; Insecta; Diptera; Drosophilidae
Product: flocculation protein FLO11
Exons: 3
Coding region: 139-1668 (509 amino acids)
Molecular function (GO): protein serine/threonine phosphatase inhibitor activity
Source: RefSeq, a predicted model, not a curated record